Homalodisca vitripennis (glassy-winged sharpshooter) is the source of this 1187-nucleotide messenger RNA. RefSeq names its product 39S ribosomal protein L39, mitochondrial-like. The transcript has 8 exons. Gene Ontology annotation, biological process: threonyl-tRNA aminoacylation. The coding region runs from base 337 to 1125 and encodes 262 amino acids. Gene Ontology annotation, molecular function: threonine-tRNA ligase activity; nucleotide binding. The record is from RefSeq and is a predicted model, not a curated record. Gene Ontology annotation, cellular component: mitochondrion. Lineage: Eukaryota; Metazoa; Arthropoda; Insecta; Hemiptera; Cicadellidae.
UCUGAUUUAUUUUGAAUGAAACAUAACCUCAACUCGCUAGCUAUAGGAUAGAAAAAUGUGUAACAGACCAAAGAAUUUUUAGUUAAUUUUUGAAAUUUAUAGUGAUUCCAAUUAGUUUUUUCAUAAUGAAUAAUUGUAAAUUGGCUUGGUCUUGUUUAUAUUCAGUGAGAAAUAUUGUAUCAGUCCGUAAGCUCAGUUUCGGGAUCACUAAGUGAGGCAAUCAAGAAGAGGAAUGCUCUGUACAAUGAAGAAGUGAAGAGGCAGAAAGAGAGCAUAGGCCGUAUUGAGAAGAUUUCUGUGGAGUACAAAGGAAUACCUAAGGAUGAGACGUUUAUAAUGAACAGGCAUAUCUCGACUCCAUACCAUGUCGCUCAGCAUAUCAAUGAGUUUGUUUCGCAGAAAGCAGCUCUGGCCCUUGUAGACGGAAACAAGUUGUGGGAUUUUCACCGGCCUCUGGAGGCGGACUGCUCUCUGAGCUUCCUACACCUGACUGACACUGAGCCGCACCUGACCAACAAGGCAUACUGGCGUGCGUGUUCAUUCCUGCUGGGUGCACUAGCUGAAACCUGCUUCAAGGACAAUGUGGAGUGUCACCUUCACAGCUUCCCGUCACCGAAUGUGAAAAGUGGUAGCUUCGUAUAUGACGUGCAGCUGUCCUUGGGUAACUGGGUGCCGACCAAGAAUGAGCUUCUAAUUCUUUCUGCGGAGUUUGUCAAGAUCUGUCGUCACCACCUGCCGUUCCACAGACUUGAUGUUGACCCCGAGCUGGCCGAGGAGAUCUUCAGCUACAACCCAUUCAAGUCCUCACAAAUCCCUGACAUUGCCAGCAAUAGCCCAGGCAACAAGAUCACUUUGUACAGAGUGGGCGAUCAUCUGGACAUCAGUCGUGGUCCGAUGAUCAACAACACCAAGCUGCUGGGCCGCACCUCAAUCACCGCUGUACACAAGCUGGACAGUGAACUGGAGAACAUGUACAGGUUUCAAGGAGUGUCCAUUCCAGCAGAGAUCAGAAUAAACCAUUUCGCAUACUCUAUCCUGGAAGAGAGAGCCUCAAAACUGAAUCCUGCAAGAGUCCCCGCAGCCUUGGAAUCCCCACCACUGAAGCAGUCGGCAGAAGCCACCUAGCAGUACUCAGUCUAGAUCCUGGAGUGAUUACUUUUUAUAAGUUUAAUAAAAUGUAUAUAUAA